UCUGGGGACUUACCUCAAUCCUUUUGUCCUCAACCAUCAUAUCUUUUAUCCAUCCAGGAGCAAGAUUCCUGUCCCUUCUUCAACAGGUAUACCACACACGUUCCGAUCAUUCGAAUACAAUGCGAACGCCAGACGCAUCCUCGACGAAUCUUCCAGAAAAUGUCCGAGCCGCUUUGGAGGCGAAUGCCAUGAUGGAACCGCCGCGCCCAGCAUACUGCCGUAGCGAAAAGGACUACGACUUCAAGUCCUCAUCCUGUACCAGCUUCGAUGAGAAAAGCACGCCAUCGACAGUCUCGCUGUCCGAAAAGACGGAAGUUGCCGAGGCCAAUGCCAACGAAUGGGUUCGGGGGGUCGGGUUCUGGCGGUGCUUCAUUGGGCUCUGUGUCCCCAUCCUACUCUCAGCCUUUGAGGGAAGCGUGGUGAGCACCGCCCUGCCGACAAUCUCACGGGACCUGGGCCUUGGGCCAAACUCAUCAUGGGUUGCCACGGCGUUCCUGCUAGCGUCCAUCAUUUGCCAGCCCUUGUACGGCCAACUAGCCGACAUCUGGGGCCGCCGACAUCUCAUGAUGGUGGCGGUGGUUAUCUUUGGAGCUGGCAGCGCCGUCUCAGGAUUUGCUAGCUCAGGGGCCGUCCUGAUCUUUGGCCGCAUCUUUCAAGGCCUUGGAUCGGGUGGCAUUGACUUGUUUGCAGAGCUGAUCCUUUGCGACAUCAUUCCGCUCAAACGAAGAGGUCACUACGUCGCAAUCAAGGCUGCCGUGUAUGCUCUAGGCACCACUGUAGGCCCUGUCCUCGGUGGCAUCUUUGCUGAGGUCGGCUGGAGAUGGUGCUUUGGCGUCAACAUCCCGGUGUGCGCGAUAUCCCUUGUCAUGAUGUGGAUGUGGCUUCAGGUCAGCAGCGGCUGCUCGACAGACAGCGGCAAGCUGACAAUCUUUAAGCAACUCGGGCGAGUGGACUUUCCUGGGAUCGGGUUGUUGACGUCUUCCGUUGUGUUCCUUCUCUUCUCGCUCACACUCGGCGGGGCGGCCUACGCCUGGACAUCCCCAAUGGUACUUGGCACUGGCGCCGCGGGUCUCACAGGGGUCCUCUGCUUUGCACUUUGGGAGCGUUGCCGAUGGUGUGAACACCCCAUCAUGCCUCCACACGUGUUCUCCAACCGGACAACCGUUGCCGGCUUCACCGUCACCAUCAUCCACGGAUUCCUGACAUAUGGUUACCAGUUCUACUUGCCACCGUUCUUCCAGGCCGUGCUGAACGCCUCUCCUACCAAGUCGGGUGUUCUCAUCCUGCCCUGCACUUUGACGAUCGUGGUGCUGUCCGCCGUCAGUGGACCGUUACUGGCAAAGUUUGGCAGAUAUCGGCUCAUGCACCAAGCUGGGUUUGCUCUCAUGUUGGUCGGAUUCGCAUUCUGCGUCGCGUACGCCGAGAAGGCGAAGGUGGCGGAGUGGAUCGUGUUCUCCUUCCUUGUCGGUAUCGGAUCCGGAAUCAUUGUGUCGACGACGCUUCCCAGCGUGCUGGUCGAGCUCACAGACAAGGAGAAUGCGGCGGCGACCGGAUCAUGGGCAUUCCUGCGUGGACUUGGGUCGCUUCUUGGCGUGGCUGUCCCCAAUGCUGCCUUCAAUGCCCAGGUGACAACUCUCCUGCACACCAUUACCAACAAGGAGGCACAGGAGGCGCUGACCCAGGGACGGGCAUACGAGCAUGCUUCGGCCCAGUUCGUCAGCAGCUUUGGGGAGGAGGUCAAGGCCCAGAUCGUGUCACUGUUUGCCCUGGGGUUAAGGGCGCCGUGGAUCAUCUUUCUGGGUCUCGCAGGGGUCGGCUUGCUCGUCACACUGCUGGAGAGACAGGUGAAACUGAGGAGGGGCCUCGAUAGCGACUUUGACCUGAAGCACAAGGUCGAGUCCUCGGAGGUUACUCGAGAGGUGAUUAGUUCGAAGGACACCGACAUGGCUUAAGGGAUGGUAGAUGAAGGAGGAGGUUGGCGGAGAGUGUAAAGGUAAACGGCCACAAGAAAGAAAAAAGAGAGAGAUGGAGGGUCAG
This is a messenger RNA of Neurospora tetraspora, 2037 nucleotides long. Its product is annotated as major facilitator superfamily domain-containing protein. The coding region runs from base 120 to 1952 and encodes 610 amino acids. Gene Ontology annotation, molecular function: transmembrane transporter activity. The transcript has a single exon. Gene Ontology annotation, cellular component: plasma membrane. Lineage: Eukaryota; Fungi; Ascomycota; Sordariomycetes; Sordariales; Sordariaceae. Gene Ontology annotation, biological process: transmembrane transport. The record is from RefSeq and is a predicted model, not a curated record.